Messenger RNA from Mya arenaria, 3195 nucleotides. RefSeq names its product UBX domain-containing protein 11-like. The record is from RefSeq and is a predicted model, not a curated record. Gene Ontology annotation, molecular function: ubiquitin binding. Gene Ontology annotation, biological process: proteasome-mediated ubiquitin-dependent protein catabolic process. The coding region runs from base 86 to 1702 and encodes 538 amino acids. NCBI's taxonomy places the organism in Eukaryota, Metazoa, Mollusca, Bivalvia, Myida, Myidae. The transcript has 17 exons.
CGCGAUCACGUUUCCGGUGUCAUGGCGAAGUAGGAUGUAAACAACAAAAUAUUUUUUAAAGGAACGUUGUGCUUUGAAUGUCAUCAUGAGUGGACCCCUUUCCAGCUUGAGAAAGUCACAAAAACAUCCAAUGUUUGGAUCAAAUAUGGGGGAAAAUGAUGAUGUCCCUAGGCAGCGUCCAGUCCCAUUUCGAAAUCCCCACUACACAGGUAGGACUGUAUCAGAGAUUGAUGAUGAGAGCAAACUACUGGAUGAGAUCACAGGUCACAUGACCACUCAGAAACUGAAGACGCGUGACCCAUUCACAGGAGGACUUCCCAGACUGCCUGACCUGUCUCCACGUGCGGCACAGGGGUUUGGGAUGGCACCUAAGGGUGUUGCUGCUCAAGGACUGGAAAGGUCGUACACUGACCUUGAUGACACAAAUACUCCUCCAAGUGACCAUGAGCUGAUGUCAACCAUGAUGAGUCGUAUCACUCAACUAGAAGCCAAGAUGGCUUAUCAGGCAAAGGAACUCGCAGAUAAGGAGAAGAAAAUCAAAGUAUUGUCAGAGAAAAACAAAUUGCUUCAAAAAGCUCAAGAGAAUGACUCUUACACACAGACUGCAGAGCUAGAAAACAAGUGUUAUGAGCUUCAGGAACAGAUUCAUCAAAUGGAGACAUUCCUAGCAGACUAUGGGAUGGUGUGGGUCGGGGAAGAGACAGGAAACAACUCGGACGAUGACGAUAGUGAGGACGAGUUAUGGAGACCUGCGUCCUCAGUAUCACAACAGCCAACAUUUAAAGUGGACUACAACAAACUCAUAGAGAACAUCAGAGACUUGAAUGCACUGGCAGGGGAGGGAAGUGCGUUCAUAACACAGACAAAAGAUGGAGCUAGGUUAAAGAUGCAAGAUUCAGUCCAGUUGACGUUAUACGCCAAUGGAUUCUUGAUGUUCAAUGGCCCAUUUCGCCCGUUCACAGACCCAGUCACACAGACGUGUGUACAGGACAUGCUGGAUGGCUACUUCCCGAGCGAGCUACAGGGCAGAUACCCGGAUGGUGUGCCCUUCAAUGUAACAGACAGACGUGAGGUCCACUAUGAAGAUAAGCGGGCAGAUAUUUUCACAGGGGAGGGGCAGACACUGGGUGGGGAAGUUGUGCCAUCAAGACUGGUUCCAACAAAACUGGUGGAAAACACAAAGUCUACAUCAACAGAGAGAGAACCAGUAAGCAAUAGUGAGAAAAGGGAGACAACUAGUGAAAGACCUGGACCCCAGUUAACAAUAGAACAGUUCCUUAAUAAAUUACCUAAGUCAGUGAUGAAGGCAGGGAAGAUUAUUGAUAUCCGGAGCUCAGUUGGAGACUCCAUGCAGGGAGGGAAACAAGGGCCAGGUGAAGUGACAUUGAUUGAGACUGACACAGUUCUUGCCAUGAGGAAAAGGUUAGAGGGAAAUGAGCCUGUACGUCCGUUCACCCCGCGUGACAUCACAACGUUACGAAUCAAGUCAGAGGACGGGAACCACACAUACAUCCUCAAGAUGAGGUUCUCAGACACCAUAGGAGAUCUGCGUCAUUACAUUGUAAAACAAAGAGGUGACGUUUGUCAAGCAUUCGACAUUGUGUCUGCCCAUCCUACCACAGCCCAUACAGACGACAGUAUGACGCUACUGGAUGCCGGCCUUACUCCCAAUGCCGUCGCACACCUCAAGAAAAAAACUUAGCAUGAAUAAUCAAGUUGUUGAGUGUUUUAAAUUAAUGACAGUUGUGCAUUUAUGGGGGACAGAAAAUGCCAUGAGAUUAUAAAACAAGUCAACUUUGACUGGGAUCUGAAGCAUUGGUUAUUUGUUUUACUUAUAGAUGGUGGAUUUUUUUUUAUUAUCUUGUCUAGAAUUAGAUGCUGCAUGAAGGUAUUUCAGAUGUCGGAGUGAAGGAGUCGAGAACAAAGUCUUCAUAAAGUAUGAUCUGAGAUAUUUUGUUUAUUUGUGUUUGUGAAAAUGCAUAAAUUGUCCUAGAAAGCUUUUUUGCAAAUGUAUAACAAAUUUUAAUCCAUUCAUAUGAGUCAUCAUUUAAAAGCUUUAUUGGUUUUGAAUUGCCAAUUAAGAAAUGUAGUGAUUCGUAAUUGUGUAGUUCCGGAUGCACAAAUAUUUCAAGUUGUUUUAGAACUGAACAGCUAGUGAUCAGUGAUAUGAUUGCCUCAUAUUAUACAUUCCAAUUUUAAAACAUUGUACACAUUACCUUUGAUAUACCAUUUGUGAUGAUUUGUAUUUAUUAUGCAACACAAAACUGCUGAAAUAUUGUGAUCUGUUUCCUUAUUACCCUAUAUCUCACUGUUAGUGGGUUUGUAUUUUUUAUUGAUACACAUGUACAUGUACAAACUCCAUUCAACAGUUAAUUCCUUUUGCUGUAUAGUAAUCGCUGCCAUCAGUGAGAUGAAGGAACCACUUUUAAGCAUUCUUAAAGCCAACAUUUAGUUGAAUUAGGUCAACUUUUAACCAGAAAAAAUGUUACUUGUGAGCAUACCCUUAAUCUAGAAUUUUGUUUAUUCUGAUCUCAAAAUUUUGCCAUAUCGGGGGAAACAAAAUGUAUUUGUACGCCAGGGCGUACUGAAGUAUGCCUAAGUACGCCCCUGAUAUUUGAACUACUUCUUCACUGUGUUCAAACAUGAAGGGCAUUGAAACGCUUGUAAAAAGGGUUGCUGAAAUAUAUCUUUUUAUGGUUCCUAGUUAGAAGAGAUGUUAGGAAACCCAGCUUAAAUGUGUACAUGUAUUAUAUGUAACUACACUUACAUGGAGUCAAAGAAGUUGAAAUCGAGUUGAUAAGUCAUUCCACUAAGUCCUUAUUUUGUAUGCCUACCUUAGGCCCAGUAAAAUUUGCAGAAGUAUGCUGCUUUCCAUUGGGCUAUGUUUGUGGGGUUGAUCAUAUAUUUGUUUUGACUAUCGGCUAGAUAGGUGGCACACAUACAGAGAUGACAUGGCACACAUGUAAGUAGUUCACACAUAUACCGGUAAAUAGUCCAAUCAGGAAAGUAGUGUUCUGCAUCUUCCCAAGUGUCAUUUUUAUUUUAUCCAUUUGUCAGGAGAAAGUAUUUGUGAUGAUCUGAUAUAAUUUUUUAUUAUCAUAUGUUUGUACAUGCAAUGAUUAUAUCCGUCCUACUGUACAACUGUUGUUGUGUUGUUGAUUUAACAGAAACUGGAAAAAUAAAUAGAAAAUAAUA